Pocillopora meandrina is the source of this 395-nucleotide messenger RNA. The record is from the annotation of a GenBank genome assembly. NCBI's taxonomy places the organism in Eukaryota, Metazoa, Cnidaria, Anthozoa, Scleractinia, Pocilloporidae.
AUGAGAUAUGUGUUAGUGUAUCGACCUCCAUAUUCUUCGUUACACCCCGUUUCUACCUCUGUCUUUUUCGAUGAAUUCUCUCGGUUUUUAGAGAAUGUUGUUAUUUGUCCCGAGGCCCUUGUUAUCUCUGGAGACUUCAACCUUUAGAUGACCUCCAUGACAAUGAGACCAAGAAAUUUAUGGGUUUACUGGAAACGUUCAGUCUUUCGCAACACGUUUCGGGCCCGACCCAUUUAUCGGGUCAGACCUUAGAUUUAAUUACUACUCGUUCCUCAGAUGAUAUUGUUCUUGCUUGUCCUAAAACUACUUUUCCCAUCUCCGAUCAUUUUAUUAUUCAGUGUCCUAUUGGUUUUUCACAACCAGCUUUGUCAUGCAAAAAAACUGGCUUUUCGUAA